AUGUUAAAACGAAAAAGGCAAAGCACCUAUUCCAGGACUAUGGCCAGAGCUAUUAUCUCCUCUAUACUUGAAGCACAGCUGGGCAAGUACGUUGACGGAUUACGUAGCGACUCGCUGGUUGUCGGUCUAUGGAGUGGUGAGCUAGAACUGCGUGACCUUAAACUCAAACCGCAUGCAUUGGCUGAGUUGCAACUACCUGUAACCAUUGCUUACGGCUCUGUGUCCCGUGUACUGGUGCGUGUGCCGUGGAAUCAACUGGGUAGCGCUAGUGUAGUUAUCUCUUUGGAGGGUGUGUCGGCCCUUGUUGUGCCUAAUACCGAGCGACCUAGUCCAGCAGAGCUAUUGCAAGCUAAGCACAAUCAGUUGGAUAGGCGUGAAUUGUUACGUCAGCAUCGUCGUUUUGCUUCACGUGUAGCGUCUGAUGAGAAAAAAGAAAAGCAACAGACGACGAAGUACGAGGAGGACGAAGGCACGUUUAUAUCAAGAUUAACGGCUCGUAUUGUAGCCAAUUUACAAGUGAAGCUAUUUGAUGUGCAUUUGCGAUAUGAAGACGUGAUAGCAAACCCUGAGACGCCGUUUGCAUGUGGGUUAAUUCUUAAACAAUUUGGGUUUUAUACGACAGAUCAAGAAGGUAAAGAGGCGUUUGUGGAUCACACCAUUGUCCAUAAAGGAUUUACUUACAAAAAUGCAACAUUUACUCGUUUGGGGGUCUACUGGGAUCGAUUAUCCACUAAAAAUGCACGUCUUGAGACUAAAGAUAAUGUACAGAAGGCGUUAAGAGAUAUGUUGAAGCCAGAGGAACUCGAUCGACGACAAUGGGUUCUGCAGCCAUGUUCAGUUGCUGUGCAUUUAACAAAGAAUGAGAGUACAGAUUAUUCGACUGUAGCUAAAUACACGAUAGAGGCUCAAAUCAGUGCGUUGCAAGGCCAUUUAACUCGUGAGCAAUAUCAAGAUGGAGUAUUUGUGCGACAUGCAUUUAUCGGCCGAAAAGCAGUCGAAGCACAUUUUAUAUUGGCAAGAGGACGACCACUUCAUCCUCCUGGAGCACGUCCUCGCGAGUGGUGGGACUAUGCGACUCGUCUCGUACUUGAGCGAUUGCACCGAAACGCAAAGAAUGAAGUGAUUGAAAAGAAAAAAAUAGUUCGAACUUUGCAUCACCGUAAAAUGCGCUGGUCUUCUAUCCAUCAAGCCAUGUUAGAACGACAACUGUACAUCGAAGCUUUUCGUACGGAAAUACGUCAUGGAGCAGCCUUAGAUCGGUCGACUCGAGAAGGAAAAUUAAAGCAUCGAUACGAAGAGAUUUACCCUAUAGACGUGAUUAUACUGUUACGAGAUAUUGCUCAAGACGCAGAAGAACGACGAGCAGCAACAAUCCAAGCCUCAUGUGUUCAAACUGAGCAAAAAGGAGGGUCGUGGUACUCGUACUUCUUUGGUGAAACAGAAAGUCAAGCAAGUGAAGAAGACAACAUACUAUCUGCUGAAGGUCGCGACAAUCUACGGGAAGCGUAUAAUGAUGCAGUUGAGAAAUCCAAUAGUGCCCAUGAAGUACCAACAGGAUGUAAUCUUCUGUCGAUUCGAUUCACAUUAAAUGAGGGUACGUUGGCGUUGUAUCAGUCCAGCACACAACAGACUCCGUUUGUCACUGGUAUAGUUCAUGGAUUCUUGGCAAUGAAUAUUCAACCAGAAAGCGAAUGGGACGCACAUAUAUGUGUGCAGAAUUUCAAAAUCUUAAACGGUUUAGCGUGCGAUACACGCUUUCAAUCCUUUUGCAGCCCUUCAACGCUUAGUGUCGACCCAAAUGAGGCCUGUGUAAGCAUUGACGUAAGUCGGCGAAAGCUACUUUAUACGACGCAAACACAGGACAUGGACGCCGAAGCAAUCGUGAAACUGCGUGUAAGCUCGCUGCCAUUUCGAGUGCUCAUUGAUCCAACCUUUGUCUUCUUCUUGCGGGCGUUUUUUUCAAGUUUACUACCUGACAAAGAAUUAGAAAAGGUGUGGCACUUUGCAACUUCGUCUGUCGCUGAGUGGAUGUUUGCGAAUGACACGAGAUAUACCGACGCGGUCGCAGAGAAAGAGGCGCAAGAAGCCGAACUUAUACAUUCGCUUGAACAAGCACAUGACCGGCUUUUGUACGAUGUUGUCGUGGACUUGGAAGCUCCAGUUUUGAUUUUGCCGGAAUGUGUGGGUGACAUGACGGGGGCAGUCGUAGUGAUAAAUUUAGGCAAACUAAGUGUUCGCAACGAAGACAAAGCGGUGUUGCUUGAUUCGCAGUUCGAUACGAUACAGACAAAGGACGACCGUUUAUAUUGGCGGGUUGAAGUGACUCAAGUAUUUGUUUCGCUUGGACGUCAAGAGCAAUUGGUCUACUGGACGGAUCAAGAGCUUAACGCAUUUCGGAAAAUUGUUCAGGAUCUGUCCAUCCAGUUGUUGUUGGAUACACGGUCCUCAUCUUCCCCACGGCUUAAUUUUCAUUCAAGAAUGAAUAAUCAUAGAGUUGAUGUACGACCCCAUGUGGGCAUAUAUGCCGAAAUUCCUAUGAUAGUCGUUUCGUUGGCUGAAGAGCAACUUGUGGCGUUGAGUCGAAUCUAUUCUUCACUUGUCACACAAAGUGCCAAGCAAAAGUCUAUCGCAUCUGUCAUUCACCAGCAUGACGAAGAGAUUAGCGGCGAGACUAUAACUGAGUCAAGGACUUUUAAUGACGACAGUAUAACGGCAACACUCGAAGUCGAGAAGUUUGUUUUUGAGUUGAAAUUGUCGCUUGGAUGCGUCGAGCUGGACUUGUAUGAGUCUUUUGACAAAGAGGCUUUUCUUUUACGAGCCUCUAACUCUUUGUUUGCUUUUGAAAUGUAUUCUACACAUCAAAAAAUUCAUGCACGUCUUGAAGCAUUGGUGAUGGAAGAUCGACUUUAUUUGCCUGAUUCUAGCUUUUUCCAGCUAAUUUCAACUGGACGAACGGGUAGUAAGACGCCGCAUUUAAUUGUUGUAAAUAUUGUAACAUAUUCGCGGGACACGACUGUCAAACGUACGGUGUCACAGCUCGAUGCGGAUGUACAUUUUAAUGUACUACACGUGCAAUGGAAUCCGUCAUCAAUGGCGCUACUCUACCGUCUUCUCUCAUCAACAGCAUCUGCAUUUGACAUUCCUGGAAACGUUGACACAGCUCAAGAUCUCACCUCUCCUUCCUUUCAAAAUCAAACACCCGACAGUAGAAUUGAUGCCGCUCCAAAGAAACGCGUUGCAAGUCUGUCUACGUUACGGAGUCGUGCUCAUCCUAUUGUGGUCGUUCGGGCUUCGCUCGUACAAUUCAGCGUCACACUCAAUAAAGAUCAACAAGACCGGCAAUUGACACGUCUUGAGAUGACUAACUCUGCAAUUAAGUACAUACAAUAUGAGGCCAAAACAGGACACGACGCGUAUGAGGUGACAGGAUAUGUCGGUAAUUUUAUAGGUACAGAUCUAAGUACAUCGAAACAUCCUCUGUACGCUACACUUAUUGGGCUUGAUGAAGACGAAGCUCGUCGUUUUCACUCUCCAAGAGAAUUCAAGGCGCUCGCAAGUUUUGAGUAUGUCAGUGACUCGAUCGUGAGUGAUAAGAAUCGAUUGUGUCUGUCGUUUCUACCCAUUCGCGGUGUAUACUAUCAUCAACAGAUCUUAGAGCUCGUCGACUUUAUACUUGAAGGAAUUCUUGGCGCGAUCGUCAGUCAAACACUAAGGAACGCGACGCAGCUCUUACUCCGUGAAGAUGAGGCUAGCACUGUGUUACACCUAAAUGUAGAAAAACCAACGUUGAUUCUACCUUUAAGUUUACAAGAUGCGCCUCAUGCGAAGAUUACAGCAGACAAGCUCCGAUUAGAACAUCAUCCUUCAAGUACCGUGCAUUACGAUGGACCUCCAGGGGCUAGGUCGAAACGUGUUUUACAUGACCAAGUGCCUCCAUAUGCCAUAAUUCGGUCUCAAGACAGCGUUUCGUUGCGCGUUGACUGCAAAGAUCUUUAUCUUGAACAGGUUCGGAUAUAUUGCACGAGUCAAAAGCAAACGAGUUCCAACCAAGGAUUGACGUAUGAAGAUCUUAUCCCACAGCCUACGAAUUUGAAGAUUAGUAUCGAAGAUCUUGUGUCGUCUGUCAUCUCGUUAGAUCAAUCAACAAAUGAUCUUCUUCCGCGAUUUACCGUCCAUUCAGUGUUGCCAUCAUUAGAAGUGCAGAUUUCACGCACAAGUUAUUUAGGGAUAGUGGCGCUUAUCCUGAAAAAUUUUGGUGCGGACGAGCUACAAAACUCGCUGCCAUCAUCUUGCGAGAGCGGACGUACAUCGGACAAAGUUGCAUCACAUCGUCCCAUAGUGACGUAUACAUAUCUCCGACCAGACUCGGAUCAAGCGACACUCAAAGUGUGCUUUCUGAUAGAAAAUAUUCGGAUCUUGCUAUUUCAAGAUGAAAUGUCGUCUGUGCCGUCCGCGUCUUGCAGUGAUGGACAUACUUUCCAAUCACACGCGUUCGCGGACGUCAUUGCGACAAAUUUUUCUACAGUGUUUGAUGACGAGUAUGAUAAGACUCCCUGCUUAUCGAUUAAUCUUAGCGCCUUUAGUGCACGAGACCUGAUGGGAAACUACAGUGACGGUGGACACUGUCGUACUUUAAUGGCGUCUUCUGAGCCACUUGAAAUGCAAUAUACUUGGAAUCAUGCGGCAUCAACUGGAGAAUUGGACUUAACCCUGUUAAAAGUCACGGGUUCAGUCUGCUUGGAACCUCUGCUUAGAAUUUCGGACUUUUUUUCUCUACCGACAAGUUCAAAUCAGUUUGAGACCGAAGACGAGAAUGAAUCAAAUAAAUUGUUGCCUUACGCAGCUCAAAGUAUUCAGCCGUCUUCAUCAACACGAAAGGAAAGCAUUUCCGAUAUUUUAAGAGAGAGCAAGGACACCGAUUUGACAAUGACAAUCCGUGUAAAGGCGAAACAAGUUAGCGUGGCCCUCCCACGAAAUGCAUACGACUCUCAAAGUCCACGCGUAGUGUUUACGGGCGAUUUUACACUCGAAUCUGUUCGGAGACCACAACCCAUUGAAAAGAUGAAUACGAGUGAUCUGGACAUUCAAAGCAGAGUUCAAUUUGAUGCACUAAAUAUGGAAAUUGUUCUAGAGAAUGCCAGGCGCCCAGGUUGUUGCGUCGCAUUGCCGUCAGGGAAUGGCAAAUAUGAUGCUAUCGAUGUGGCGCCGCUAAUCCAACUCCUAGAGCCAAGUUCCUUGCAUGUGGAAGUAAUACAAUUGUUUCCCCAUGAAGGACAACGGCAGCAGAUUAUGUCGCUUAAAUUCACUCCAAUUCAAGUUUACGUUUCGUAUGAAGACGCGUGUAUGGGUGUAGAGACGAUUGACACAUUAAGUAAAUCGUUUGAGCAACACAAACAACGAAUUGCAGACCUAAGGCGGUUGUCAUGUGAUGAAAGUUCCAUUUAUCAUUCGUUGACAAAAUCGCACACGUCGUCCAAGGAGUUUACGACUCAAAACUUGAGAGAGACAGAAAUUCAUCGAUAUAUAACAUGCGAGUUACCUUCCGUGAGUCUGACAUUGAUAAACGACUGCGACGGGUGUGAUAUGGGCCUUGUACAGUUUCAGAUUGAGCAGUGCCAUGUAUUUCUGAACGUUACGUACGCGAUUAGUCGAAAAGAGACGACAAAAAGUAAGUCUGCUGGCUUAAUCGCCCCUGACGCGUUUGCCAUUACAACUACAUUAUCUGGAGGCGGAAACCUUCUCGUUCUCAUGUCGUACUAUAAUCCAGAAACUCGUGAUUGGCAUCCCAUGUGUACAGAAUGGGCCCUUGCAGCAUCAGUUCAAGGCUUAGUCGCAAGCGAUAACGAGCUGCACGUCAUUCUUACUGCAUCACAAGCUCUCGAUCUCACGAUCACACAUGGAUUGCUGGAAAUGAUGGCGUCGGUUGGAGGCGCAUGGAAGCGUCAAGCAGAAUUGUGUGAACACGCUCACGAGAGCAAAGACUGCGAUUUUGAGCAGCGUAAAUCAGCGCCGUGUGUAAUCCGUAACGAGACGGGAUUGUCUUUAAGUUUUUGGCUCACGAACGAGACAUUUACGACCGAACCGCAUGUCGUAGAUACUGGAAAUUUGGCAGAUGUCCGGUAUCUCCAUGCUCCAGGUCGAGGCCGCGGUGUGGUGCGACGUUAUGCGUCAGGAGAACGAGAAGCAGCAAAUUUACGACUGUGUAUACAAUUAAUGGACUCGAAAAACGGGGUAGCGCGUUUCCAGGCGAUUAGAGGUCUUGUCUUUGAGGAAUUGAAUACUCGGACGUUUCCUCUUGUGGACAUACAAGGACAACGAACGAGUUUUAUGCUGAGUUUAUCAUCCCGACUAGUUGAAGGACGAAUCUUACUUGUCGUAUCGUCACCUAUUAAAUUAGUAAGUCGACUGACGGUUGGCCAUGCUGUGGCACUUCUUGUGAAUGAUCCGACGUGGCAUUCGCCCGUCAAAAUCGGGAUGCUGCGGUCAAAUCAAGAGUCGGCUGUCCCCGUGCUUUUGUCUUUGGCGUCGGAACUACGUGUGCGGCCUGUCGAAAAUGGUGUCACAUACGCAUGGAGCGCUCCAAUUCCAGUGCAGACGCGUUCGGCUGCUGAGUUAAAAGUUGAAGCAGCCGUCUUACAUGGAUCACCUAGCUGCCACCGAACAGCCGUUUAUUGCGUAUUGAUGUCGAGUAGGAAGGACGUUCGCACCGUGUCAUUUGCUGAGCCAUUAGUACUCGUAAACAAACUUCCGGUUAUGGUAUCGUUUCGUGUCCAGUCCGCUUACAGCUCUGCGUACGCGACAAAUGAAAGCCUGACCGAGUUUCAAGCAAUCGCUGUCGGUGCAACAACCAGCAUCUGGUGGACGGACGUAGCACAGCGUCCACUAUUUCAACUAGAAGUUAAAGGUUGUACGACACCUUCCAAAUGGCUCGAGCUUGCCCCUCGAGGGACUGUAAAUGGCGCCGUCAAAUCAGUCCAGCUUGAACGAGUGGACGACGGACGUCCAUUCCAGCUUCUCGUUCGUGUUGUAGGAGGGACUGAGUCUCCAGCUCGUCCCGUACGUGUGGAGCUACUAGCAAAUGUCUGGAUGAUAAAUCGUUCCGGCCUGGAGCUCGUCUAUGGUACUACGGCAGAUAAUGAAGCAUAUUUACCACCUUAUGCAGCACGUGCGCAAGUGGGCAAUGCGCAAAUCAGUGCUUAUUCGAGUGACGGUAACGACAAAGUGCCAGUGCUUCGCAUUGGAUUGCGGGGCUGCAAUUGGUCAGCUCGCUUUGAAGCCGACCCAAAGCGAUUAAGCUGGCAGGAUGAAUGCUUAACGCUUCGGUCAGCAGGAAACAAUGCGUCUUCUCGUGGUGUCUUGUAUGAACUGGGCGUGUCAGCAGAUUAUGCCACGCGGCAUUUCGGCUCUGUCACGACACUUGUGAGCGUUAUUCCCCGAUACCUGAUUAUAAAUCGCUCAUCGCAUACUGUGUUGCUUCUUGAGGCGCCGACACGUCGGUCGCAACGUCUUGACGAUUCCAGAAAUGAAAAUAUAGCUCAUCACGUACUGGGGUCUGGAGACUGGUAUGCGUUAUAUUGGGUAGGAGGAAUACGAGCCCCAUUGCGUGCUUCCGUCCUACCCAUCGACAGCGCUUUAGCAUCCUUUUGUGCUGAUGGCUACGACUGGAGUUCCGCCUUUUUUGUUGAUCAAGUGGGUAUCACAAAUAUAGUUGUGCCACCACGUUCGAGCGGACGUGGUGUAGACUUGGAAAUCACAGUGAAGCGAGGCAGUUUCUCUCAAGCAACAUUUGUUGUGGAGAUAGCUGACACAGAUCCAAAUUUAGCGCUGUCAAACGUAGCCUCGGCAAAUGCAAUUGCCCGCACAAGAAGUUGGCAAACAUUAACUCUUCAUGCUCAAGUCGUAGGUAUCAUUCUCUCUGUCACGGACAAAAAACCGGGUGUAAAGGGUGGAUUAGAAAUGGAGCCGAUCGCGAGAACAACGUUUACGCGAAUUAACUUGGAGUUGACGUGGUCGCCACGAGCCACGGCUGCAAAGUUGAACCUGAUGGGACUCAAAGUGGAAGAUCUUUUGCCGCAAUCGAAGAACCGAGUCGUGUUGAGACCACUCCGCCAAGACGAGAGUACAGAUAAAUCAUUUCUCGAACUGACGUAUCUCGAGCGACCACACGGCAAAUACACGUGGGUAGAGCGUGUUCAUUUAGAGCUACAGGAUGCCAAAAUUUCAACUUCCAUGAGCUUUGUCGAUCGUCUUCAAAAGUUGCAACAGAGAACAAGUGCACACUUCCAGCAAAAGUCACUUGUCGCUGCUUUUCCGAGUGAGCAGGACGCAUACAUAGAGAGUGAAGAAGAAGAAUUGCUUGCAUAUUUCGUACAUUUUAACGAUGAAGGACAAAGUGCCGAUUUGGCAGCAAUGACGGGUAGAAAAUUGUACAUUGCGUCAGGCGAGAUCUCGCCCGUGCGUGUAACUGUCAGCUUUACACGCGAUAAGCGUGACUCGAGUCAGCACCAAGGUUUUUGGAUGUCAAAUAUCAAGCUGAAAAUUGAAAAUGCAUGUGUGACGCUCGAGGGAUAUCGACUGUCUCGCGCUCUAGCGACACAAGAGUCACUGUGUGCGGCGAUUGUGCGAUUCUACGAGCAGUCGGUCAAGUCCCAAGCGCUCAAUCUCAUCGAUUCAAUUCAGGUGACAUCGCUUGUGUCGAGUAUGGUCACAGGUGGUGUUACAUCACUCGUAUCGACAUUGCGAGGCAAAGUAGACCCGGCUGCCGCUGCCGGUGCCUUAUCCCCAGGUUUGCUUACGUCUAGUGUGGACACCGACACGUCAUUGGGCGCACCGUUUCGGUAUGAGCAUCUGUCAAACGGUGAUAUUGUACGUAAACACUCACGAGCUUUGGAAGUCUGCAGCAAUAAUGCCGAAUUUUUGCGGCAAGUGCGCCAUUUGGUUUACGACUGGGAUGCCAAUCACACAGGCUUAGGGGCGCGUGGUUGUGUUGCUCUGGCACUGGUCAACAACUCGCGCCACUCAUUCGUAGUAAAUACACAACUCAACGACGGCGCGUCACUACAUAUGAUCCCGCUUGGACGACGACACUUGGCUGGCGUCUUGGAUACUUUGACCAUCGAUAGUGGCACUGUAGCAGUUAACGGCACCAAUACGUGGCGAGCUGAUCGUGCUCUUGUUGUGUUUGCUUACGGCUACACGCCAACACUGCUUUCGUCAGGUGAUGUUUACUUUACUGUCCAAUCGAACGCUUGUAAUGUGUAUGCGACGCGCAAGACUGCUCGCCUGAAGGCUAAUCGUGGGUACACGGCCACGUUUACGCUGCAAGAGGUGCAAAGCUGGUGGGCAGUGAACGUCGUGAUUAUUGGUGAUGAUUUGCAGGCUAAUAACAGCACGACAUCCGACUCAGACACAAGAGUUGAAGGUGUCCUAACAGCCACUGCCAAAAAUGAUUUAGACGAUGAAAAAGAGUAUGAAGUGAAGUUUACAAGUGCGUCAUUGGGGCUUAUAGCUAAACAAAGUGGACGAAUGGUGAUUGUGCGUGAGUGCGUACCAUCGAGCGCGGCCGAAGUUUCAGGACGGAUUACGGCUGGCGACUGCAUUGUGUCCGUUAACGGCAUUAAUGUGGCUAAUACGUCGCAAUUUAGAUAUCUUGUUUCUCGAACGCCCCGUCCGAUUGUGCUGCGAUUUCGGUCGACUGGACGCCAAUCAAACGCGGCGUACGAUCUCUUUGGUGAAGCCAAAGAGAAUGAAGCUAAGCUGUUUGGUUAA
Molecule: messenger RNA, 9768 nt
Organism: Plasmopara halstedii
Lineage: Eukaryota; Oomycota; Peronosporomycetes; Peronosporales; Peronosporaceae
Product: Vacuolar protein sorting-associated protein
Exons: 3
Coding region: 1-9768 (3255 amino acids)
Biological process (GO): protein targeting to vacuole; protein retention in Golgi apparatus
Cellular component (GO): extrinsic component of membrane
Molecular function (GO): protein binding
Source: RefSeq, a predicted model, not a curated record